UUUGCCGUGGGGAAGUGUGCGCAAGUCGCGGAAGUGAAGGUAUACCCGGAUUCACAACAAUUAGAAGAGCAACUCGCCGAUUAUUCCACAUUUCAAACAGGAUGUUAUUCACCACUCGUUCCUAUUGUUCCCUUCAGUUUCACGAUUGAUAAGAGCAGAAUGUGUAGAUUAGAUGUUAAACCUUUUGGCCUACUGCUCUAUAAAAGCUGAACUUGCAAACAAAUGUGUGGAGGAAACGUCAAUACAGCUUCAUAACAUAUUUCGCUGUUAUCAAUCUGAACUAUGACUGAAUCUACAUAUGAAUUUUGUUUGAUAUGCAAAGCACAGAAGAAAGACGAUUUUGGAUGCUUGUUUGUUGGGGACUCAACCGAAUGUCGACUGUCGGAGCUGGGAUCCCUCUUGCAGGACAUGUUGCAGUUUCUGCCAAAUGAGUUGCAGCUUCACCUUUGCGGUAAUUGUACAGAACAAGUGAAGCAAUUUCACGAAUUCAAAAUUAGAGCGAUAGAAUCCUACAAAAACUUACUGGAGCUGACCAGAAAAUCCAUCGUUGAUCCUAUAGCAUUCGGAGAUAGUACAACAAACGGCAAUAGCAACUGUAUAAAUUCUGAAGGGUUGAAGCAGAACGGACGAAUAGAGGAAGUCUCUGUUUUCAACGAGCAUAGUGAGACAACAGAAAACUUUCAAAUUAAGUAUUUAGGGGAGAGCGAUGAGGAGGAUGAUACCAUUACAAACUUGCAAGGAAAUACUCAACAAUCACCUGCAUAUGACGUGGAAAUACUAAACGAUUAUCACCAUUGUGACAAGUGUGAUGAAAUAUUCUGGACAGUCGAUGAUCUGAAGAAGCACAAGCAAGUACACAUCGAACCGAACCAAUGUGACUUCUGCUCUGAAGUAUUCUGGGAUGACAAGCAAUAUAUGGACCACUUAUACCAUCAUAUAAACUACGGACCGCCUUUCCAAUGUAAAAAAUGCCCGCAAAAAUACCAGGACAAAAAAUAUUUCGUCGAGCAUUUGACUUUUCACGUUUUCGGGCUGAAGUGUGAGAAAUGUGAUAAAAUGUUUUAUAGGAAAAAUUUGCUCCAAGUUCACCUGCGAACAACACACGCUACGGAAAGACGCUAUGGUUGCCGAACAUGUGGGAAACGUUUCAAGUCGAGCUCGCAUUUGCGAAAUCAUUAUUAUUCACAUAUGGGGAAACAAUUUCAAUGUCCAAUGUGUCCUAACAGAUACAGUACACCUCGAACAUUGCGCGAUCAUUUCAAAUCUAUUCAUAAAGGCGAUCUACCAUUCAGCUGCGAAGUAUGCGAACAACUAUUUCUAACGCGGGAAGAACUGCUGGGACAUAUUAGAGAGCAACAUCUCAUUAACGCUACUGAGAAUAAUGCAGACGUAGAUGCCCAAUAGAUCCAGAGUGUUUUUGGGAAUAGACGACGUUGAUUCAAUUGAAUUGUGCUAUAUCUUUCUUGGAUAUAAUGUGAAAUUAACACUACGUAAAAAUAGAAUAAGAAAAAUGCGUGA
Messenger RNA from Hermetia illucens (black soldier fly), 1518 nucleotides. RefSeq names its product zinc finger protein 62 homolog. Gene Ontology annotation, cellular component: nucleus. Bases 283 to 1404 code for a protein of 373 amino acids. NCBI's taxonomy places the organism in Eukaryota, Metazoa, Arthropoda, Insecta, Diptera, Stratiomyidae. Gene Ontology annotation, molecular function: zinc ion binding; DNA-binding transcription factor activity; RNA polymerase II cis-regulatory region sequence-specific DNA binding. Gene Ontology annotation, biological process: regulation of transcription by RNA polymerase II. The transcript has 5 exons. The record is from RefSeq and is a predicted model, not a curated record.